CCGACCCCAUGACUAGUUUUGUGUUUGAGAUGGGGAAGUAUCAGGAACUAUUUCAAAUCGACUCCAGAGGUUGGAUCACCAUACUGGCCCAUGGGGAAAACAUCACCCAGAAUUCCUACACUUUCUCCGUCAAAAUUUUCGAUGAUGGUAUUCCGCCAAGACAAGCCAUAACAGAGGUCACACUCCAGUUCCCGCCAUUACCCACAAUGCCCGCGCCUGCUGAAGUGAAAGGAAUGGCAGAGGGCGAUUAUGUCCUGAUUUACAUACUUGGUGCCUUGGUGGGAAUACUGCUCAUUGUACUUAUAGUGCUUUUGGUAUACAUAAAGAAAAGAGCCACUGCAUGUUUUAAAUCUUUUCGUGUUGGUUUAAUAUUCAAAAGAAUAAAAAGUCUAAAUCCAGAGAAACAAUCCAACCACAUUAACACAUCAAAAGCAGUCAGAAACUACGCGCCAUCUUUGUCUCCUGCAGAGUCUGUGAACUCUGACCUCCAUAUUGACCUGGACGCCAUGACAACCACCAUGGAAAAUCCACUGGCUUUGGAGAAUCCAGCGUUCAGUUUUCAAUAUGGCACAGAAUCCACAGACGAAGUUGAUACCACAAUACGGGGUGUGGGUGAAAUUGAAAUUGGUACAGCUGUCGCUCCAUAUAAUGAAAACGCAGACAGCGAUAACGAUAGUGACAGUGAAAUGAAACCAAAGACUCCAAAUGGAGAUAUAUCAUCCCGUAAUUCCAUAGUGUCCCAGAAUUCCAUAGGAAAUGGAAGCAUCCAUAGCUCGGGGCCUGAAAGUUUGCCAAAUGGUAUCCAUAAGGGAAGCACACAGAUGCUGGUGCAGCAGGAAAAAGCCAACAAGGCCAAGAAGGUGAAAAAGCUCUCCUGGGGAAAGACACGUCACAUGGAUUCACAAACAGAGAUCCCAUUGGACCCAGAUGUCAGUGUGACCCCAUAUGACAGCAGCACAGACUCUCUCCCAAAGAACGCCAUGCAGGAGACAGCAGAUGGCAAGAAACCGAGUAUAACAAUUUACUUUUAAGGAGAGUUGCAGUGGCUUAUCAGUGGAAAAUAGUGAGGAAUUUUGCCCAAGCAAAGUGGAAAUAUUUCUAAUUUUUGGCGCCAUUGUGACAGAACUGCCCUAAUCAAAAAUCAGUGCAAAAAUUGUUUUUAAGUUGUCAAAUUAGAAGAACAGCAAAGGCUGCAAUUCUUGUUUUGCAGUGACAUCUAUGCUUCAGUUGAUGGCCACCUUGUGUUUGGUAUGGCCAAGAGGUGCUUAAUUGGAUUCUUCCCAAUACCAAUCCCACUAGACAGGGGAAUGUGCAUGUUUAAUUUGUAAAUAUAAAUGCUUUCUUAAUUUGAAGGUCAUGGCUCUGUCCAAACAAAAUAUGUAUGUUAUUAAGAUAUCAAAUCCAGACAGAAAAACUGUGAAAAAGGUUAAAAUUAAGAAUCUGCUUCAGUUGCUAUAGAGUAGUUUUGAAGGUUGUACUGGUAUUUAUAUCCCAGCUCAUGAUUUAAUGUAAUGUUUCUUGAGUGAAAUCAUUACGGCCUUAUAUCACCAAUGGCCACCAUGUCGUGAUUCUGUGGCCAAUUUCGUAAUUUUUUGAGUUCUUCCAAAUAACUGUGGCACAAUACAAAAUGAUCUUAUAUGACUUUGAUGGUAAUGUGAUCAGUAAGGAUUUAUAUUAAGAUUUAUAUAUUUAUAAAAAUAAAAGAGUCAUAAUAAUAAUAUUUUAUAAGAAAUAAAUAUAGCAUUGUACAGAAUUUAAAAAUCAGUUACUGCAAGUCACACAUAUAGAGUAAGGGCAUAAAUAUUAACAACGAGUUGUCAUUUUGCAUAUUUUUCCAAGUGUUUCCAAAGUGAAAACAAUAAUUCCUUGUUAACAUUAUUUCUAAUGUCAGAAAUUUAGUUUUGAAAAACAAUUUUUAUUAGAGUGCAGCUGAAAGUGCAAUAACUGAUUGAAUGGAAUUUAAGGUUACAAAAAGGCAAGAUAAAAAAAAAACAGCCUAUUUAACACUUGUGUGA
Lingula anatina is the source of this 2015-nucleotide messenger RNA. Its product is annotated as protocadherin-15. Gene Ontology annotation, molecular function: calcium ion binding; cadherin binding; beta-catenin binding. Gene Ontology annotation, biological process: cell-cell adhesion mediated by cadherin; multicellular organism development; adherens junction organization. Lineage: Eukaryota; Metazoa; Brachiopoda; Lingulata; Lingulida; Lingulidae. Gene Ontology annotation, cellular component: plasma membrane; adherens junction; catenin complex. The record is from RefSeq and is a predicted model, not a curated record.